This is a messenger RNA of Phycodurus eques (leafy seadragon), 8322 nucleotides long. RefSeq names its product smoothelin, like (gene smtnl2). Bases 5692 to 7341 code for a protein of 549 amino acids. Gene Ontology annotation, cellular component: filamentous actin; microtubule organizing center. Lineage: Eukaryota; Metazoa; Chordata; Actinopteri; Syngnathiformes; Syngnathidae. The record is from RefSeq and is a predicted model, not a curated record. Gene Ontology annotation, biological process: actin cytoskeleton organization. The transcript is spliced from 12 exons. Gene Ontology annotation, molecular function: protein binding.
CACAACUUGCUGUUCUCUAUCAAGGAGCUGACAGGUGCAUUCAAAAGUUUAGUAUUAGUAAUUUAUUAUUGGGACACCCAACCACUCCUACAAUAUUGAAAAUAGAAGAGAAUAUGGAGUUGGUCUUCUCUUUCUGGCAAUAAAUGCUUCCACUGUUCUGGAGUGUGCCUGUGGGAAUUCCUAUACAUUUAGAGAAGAAAAUUCAUUAGGUUAGAGGUCACUGAUGCUGGACCCCGAGAGAGGGCCUAAUUAUUUGCGUUGUAAUUAUUCUCAAAGGUAUUGUUUCCCUUGAGAAACGUCUGUCAAAAACAGAGGGAACAGUCGUACAGAAGGCAUGCGAUACAAUUUUGAUAAUGAAAAUGUUUCUAGUUGAAAGAUGGUGGGCUAACGUUGAAAUGAACUUUAAGCCGCACUAAUGUUUCUCUGCUUUGCCUCCAUCUGCUUGCUCACUGUGCCUGUCUGGUAUGGUCUUCAAAACUAAUCCUCAUCUGCAUUCAGACAACAAUGAGAAGCCAAAAUAUCCACCCAGUCCGUUUGGUAAAUUAAUAGGUGAUGUACUCAACAGUUAACACAAUGUACCAGUUACAAUAUGCUGAUUGACUUUGGUGUAUGUUUAGGUAAUUUUUAAAAUGGAAGAGUAUCCGUGAGUACUGUAGUAGUGCUACAUACUGUACUGUACAGUAAGUACUGUUAUUUGGACAAGCUUCCUCCCACAUUCCAAAAACAUGUCUGCUAGGUUAAUCAAAGACACUAAAUUGCCCACAGAUGUGAUCGUGAGUCUGAAUGGCAUGAAGAACACGUCUCUUUAAAUCUUUAAAUAACCAACACUCUUUUAAGGAUACCGCUUCACUUGUCUGUCUCUCCUCUCUUAGCUGUUGUGACAGAUUUGUAAUAACACCGGUGUUAUGCUGAAGAAAAGCUUGUUUGGCAAAGCCAAGCAGCCAAUUGCCAUCCAUGUUCUGCGCUGUCAGGCGGACCUCAACCUACGCACUUUGUGUUCCUGCCAAUUUCUCUGGUGAGGUCAAGUUGCAAAUCUCUCCAAGUAAUAAAAAGUAAAAAAAUAAAAUAAAAUAAAAAAACAGCAACAAUGAGCUAAUGUAGAAAAAAGACACACACAAACAAGCUCAUACAGUUUCUGGCGUGACUGACAAUAAGUUCAUUCAAACCAGCACCUCUGGAUGGGUUGUCAAGCUAAAAAAUGAGUCAAAAAUAAAUAUGAUUUAUUUAUUUCAAAUCAGCACAUAUUUAAGUCUGACCGUUAAACUUGUGUCAGAGCCGUGUCAUUGCAGAGCAAUGCAGUAGCUCAUGAUGAAAAUGUUGCAUGUAGUUAUAUUUACAUGGGAACAGCUUAGCUGUUCAUUGGUAAGCUGAGGUCAGACAGUCAUUCCUGCAAACACAAUACAGUACCAUUUAAAUCAUUGCGGUUGUUCCAUAGAAUGCUGCAGUGGAACCGCACGACGUACCACUCUGGGAAAGAAAAAGACCAUUUUGAAUCUUGGAUGUCAUGCAUGUGUGACAUCAGAAAAUCUUGCAAGAAUUUAGCUCUGUGAGCAUCUUAAAGCAUUUUUGAUCGACCAUGAUGCCCCCCCCCCCCCCCCCCCCCCCCGAUCUGAGGGGUAGGGGUGCAAUUUGAUAGAAACAUCUGAAACUGGAUUUUAAAUUGUAUUAUGACCUUUAAUUACUCUUUGAUGCAAAUAUCACUUGUAACUUUAAAAACAAAACAGCAUACUUAUGCAGUAGCUUCUUGGCAUAACACAACAGCAUUAUAUUUAUUUUGUCCAGAAAUAUGUAACAACAUUUUAUGAAGUAGUUUUCAGAACUAUAUAACAAAAUGGAAUUGUUAUGCAGCAUCUUCCGAAUAUUAUUGAACAAAACAGACUUUUUUACAUAGUAGAUUUCAGAAAUAAGUAACAGAACAUAAUUUAUUUGUAAUAGAUGUCAGAAAUAUGUAAGAAAACAGAUUUUUCAUGCAGUAGCCUCUCGACAUGUGUAACCAAACAACAAAAACAAACAAACAAGUAUGAACUCUCAAUAAAUAUAUACUAAAGUCCCCUCUGUAGUUUAGGUAGAUAAAGAUCUUGGUCACAUUUGAAUGAAAUAAUCCUAUUUCUAAAAAUGUCAUGGGAUCUUUUUAAAAAUAUUUUUUAUUUUCACUGACCCCUUAGAAUUGCACCAAGGACCACUAGGAGUCCACGGACCACUGCUUGAGAAACACUGCACGACACACACAGAGGGAAAUAUUUAAUGAUUUUCCUUUUUAAUAUAUGAACAUAGCUUACAGGAAACGAAAAAGCCAAAUUUGCCCCCUCUCGAAACUAGAAUAUUACUUAACAAACAGUCAAUAAACAGUGGAUAUGAUUUUGGAAGAAGGCGGCACGAUGCCGACUGGUUAGCACAUCCGCCUCAGAGUUCUGAGGACCGGGGUUCAAAUCCCGCCCCCGCCUGUGUGGAGUUUGCAUGUUCUCCCCGUGCCUGCGUGGGUUUUCUCCGGGCACUCCGGUUUCCUCCCACAUCCCAAAAACAUGCAGGGUAGGUUUAAUUGAAGACUCUAAAUUGCCUGUAGGUGUGAAUGUGAGUGCGAAUGGUUGUUUGUUUAUUAUGUGCCCUGCGAUUGGCUGGCGACCAAUUCAGGGUGUACCCCACCUCUCCCCCGAAGAUAGCUGGGAUAGGCUCCAGCACGCCCGCCGCCCUAGCGAGGAUAAGCGGAACGGAAGAUGAAUGGUUGUCCGUGUCUAUAUGUGCCCUGCGUCUGACUGGCGACCAGCUCAGGGUGCAGUCCGCCUUUCGACCCUAACCAGGAUAAGUGGUGUUGAAAAUGGAUGGACAUUGCAAGCUACAUUGCUCUCCUUGUGUUUACAUGGAAACUGAUGGUACUUAAACAGAGUGUUUGUGCCUUUUUACUCUCUCUCUUGUAUACACUUCUCAGUCCCGUUUUAAAUGUCUCCAGCGAGUGCCAUUCCCCUGCAAGGCAAGAUCACACACAGAUGGGUGCACACACACACACACACACACACACACACACAUUGGCUUUACAAGUGUCAUGGCUUCAAUUGCAAGGAGCUGGCAUCCACUGAAGGAAAAAGCAAUAAGUCCUGCGUAUGAAGUGAAUCCAUGGUUACAACAUUCUACUUUGUGAAGUGUUGUGAAUGACACGGUGACAACUUGUGUGUUAACCAUCAACAUAUGCAAUCUGAUCCUCCACAAUGUCAGUGGAGCCGCGCCACAGUCCUCACACCCUUAGUGUGUUCCUCUUGCACUCGAGUUGUAAUAGUUUUUCUAACCAAUAACUGGUAGGUAACAUACAUCUAUUUGUUAUGUAUAUUUGUGCACUAAUUUUUGUUCUAGUAGUGUGUGGAGGUUGUAGUUUGGUUUACUUCUCCAUUGUAGGCUACAUACGAUGUACGUCAUCUCAAAACAUUUUUAACGACUUAGUAAAUAUUCUGAUCUCUCCAAGGUGCACUCAGCACUUCUCACAUUGGAAAUAAAACUACACACUGAAGGUGAACGCUCAGCCCCUUUAUGUACACUGUAAUUUUAAAGCAGAUGUUAAACUACUACUUAAGGGGUAACCGCAAAUGACUUUGGAGGAGGUGGUACUUGGGAUGAAUAUACAUUGAGAUGACAGGUCACUCAGCAGUUGGUUUCAGUUUCGGCGGUAUAAACAAUCACUCUGGUGUCAGGCUCUCUUUUCAGUCGUGAUGAGGGGCACAUUCGUUGCUUACACCUAGGGAUGUUUUUUUUUUUUUUUAGUUCAGUGUGUAUUAUCUAAGAAAUACAUAAUCAGUAACCUGAAUGACACAGAGGUGUCUAAUCAGUCAAGUGUGGAUGGAAGACAACUUGUACAAAAGAAAUAGUGGGUAUUUUUUCUUCCCUAUCUUUAAAACUGACAUGAUUCGCUGACAAACAGUGUUUAGACUAUUUCUCUAUUUGUACAGAUCUGCCCGUGACAUUGAAUUUUUGUCGUAAGUGUGUAUCCAUGUGUGUUUACAUGUGUUUAUAGAAGGAACAAAAAUACUUGCACUCUGUUUAAUUGUGAUGACGUACAUUCUUCUCUGCGGGACAAGCCCCUUUUAAUGUUUAUGGUCUGUAAGCAGACUGUGAGGCAGACGCUCUAACCAGUCAUCCACCGUGACGCCACACAAUAUUAAGCCUUAUAAAACAGGUUUGCCGUGAUGGGCGCAACAUUAAGCAUGAUAAAGCAGGUAUGCCACGGCAGGCAAUGGGUAAAUUCAACAUAUGGCUUAGCCUUAGAAGAGUUGAGGCGGCGUGUGGGCAUUUUUCAAUAUGCAAUAGUGUCCUUCCACUCGCAUUUUCACUUCACAUCCCUCGAAGUCCAGCUGAACCAAUCGGGCCUUUAUUUGGGCUUAUUAUUAUUAUUAUUAUUAUUAUUUAUUAUAAUGAAAUGUACAAAAGCCUUUUUUGCAAUGACAGCUUUAAGACGCCUCCUGUAUGGAGAAACUAGUCGCAUGCAUUGGUCUGGUGUGAUUUUGGCCCAUUCUUCCACACAAACAGUCUUCAAAUCUUCAAGGUUGCAUGAGCUUCUUUUAUUGACCUUGAGUUUCAGUUCUUGCCAUAGAUUUUUGAUUGGGUCAGGUGGUGAUUGGCUGGGCCAUUCUAGCAGCGUGACUUUUUUUUCUUUGAAAACAAUUGGGAGUUUGCUUGGCAGUAUGUUUUGGAUUAUUAUCCUGACGAAAAGUCCAUCGUUUCAUUUUCAUCAUCCUCGUAGAUGGCAGCAGAUCUUUGUCAAGAAUGUCUCGGUACAUUUGCCCAUUCAUCCUUCCUUCAGUAAUGUGAAGUUUACCAGUACCAUUUGAUGAAAAGCAGCCCCAACACUAUCAUGUUCCCACCUCCGAACUUCACUGUUGGUAUGGUGUUUUUAGGGUGAUGUGAAGUGCCAUUUUUCCUCCAAACGUGGUGUGUAUUAUGGCAUGCAAACAGUUAAAUUUAGCUCUCAUCCGUCCAGACUAUAUUCUCCCAGUAUUUAACUGGCUUGUCCAAAUGUUGCGCAGCAAACUUUAAACAAGCUUAAACUUUUUUUUUUCCAGCAAUGGGGUCUUGCGUGGUGAUCGUGCAUACAGGCCAUGGUGGUGGAGUACAAUACUCACUGUCAUGUGAAUUAUAAGAACAAAAUGGGGGGAAAAAGUGUGCUGGUGGUCACCGGUGCUCGGGAGAGGACUUUCAUUCAAGGAUUACUUGAGACAUUGCUUGGCGGUGACAUACAGCUGAGGUCCGGAGACGUCACACCAAAAGCUUGAUCAAGAUGGGAGAAGAGGUAGAAGAGCAGGAUGAAAAACGUCUUCCCUCCCACCCCCCGCCGCCCCCGCCGCACAUUGAGCCAUUGCAUAUGUGGACGCACGUUUGAUGCUACACAAACAAAUGACUCCAAGUGUAUAUCAAGUGUGAGACUCACAUGUAGGAAAAAGAACCCCUGAUGACUGAAGAAGCAAAUACUUGAAGACCUCUGAACUCCUCCGAAGACUCAUCCACACCUGAAGAGCAGAGUUCUCUGGAGAAGAGGAAGCUCAGGGCAGCACCGUUGGAGACAUUAACCAGAUCAGACCUUAGGCCCUAUCCCUCACCUUGCACCUUCUGUCCGUCAGCCCCCUCCCCUCCAGCCAAUCCCUUAAAAAAUUGAAGAUACACAUUAACCUCCAGACUGAAAGAUCCUCACCAGAAGCAACAGCUGACCUAAUGGAAGGAACAACCCUGGCCGAGAUGGGAGACCUGUGUCGUGCUCGCGCCUCCAGCCCAGAGGGGGAGACGGUGUGUGAGGCUCUGGCCCGUCAUGAGAGCACUCUGAGGGAGGCCAUCAGGGAGAUCCACAUGGAUAUCAGUGCCUUUAAGUUAGGCAUGGAACAUCGCCUGGAGGAUGCAGUCAGCCUGAGCGGGACUCUUGGACGAGCCAUGACUCAGCUCCAGCAGGAGAACCAAGAGCUCAGAACUCAGCUGCAAGCUCUAAGCCAACAAGUGGAACUUCUAAGUGGGAUGAGCAGUCAUAACGGCAAGAACCACCUCAAUGGCAUCCAAACCAAUCACUCGGAGCUCAAGGAGGUGAUCUACGGGAAGGCUGAGGCUCCCACUCAGAGUGUCAUCCAGACCUGCACGCCUGGGAGCCAGACACAGACCUACAGUGCCCACAGCGUUCACGUCAACACUGCAUCCAGCCCUGCGACGUUCUCCUCUUCCCCCAACUCCAGUAGUCCUCCGGUCCCUUCAAGAGUAUCUGCCAUCGUGACAGGUCCCAUGUCGAGCAGCAGCCCGUCCACUGGGCGCUUCUCCAGCCGAGCCACAUUUGCAGUGUCCAGCAAAACCAAUAGUAUUGAGCGAGAGGAGCCAAUAGAAGUGGACCCAGCUCCGACUCAUGCGGGCCUAGAGAACGGACACAUUGCGUCAACAGAACAUUCUUUGCUGAUACAUGGAAAGAUGUCUCCUCCCAAGGACUUCCCACAUGAGCACACAGCCUCAGUUGCCAUGCGGAUGGCCCACUUCCCCAUCACAGCAACCACCAAGACAGCAGAAAUCAAGACUCCAGACUCUCCCAGUAGCCCCACUUCUUCUCGUUCCUCUCCAGUCUCAGAGGCCUACCCUCCCAGCCAUUCAACUGCCAGCACCAUCCAGCCUCAACCAAGCGCAGAGUCCCCACUUCAACCAGUAUCUUCUGUAAAGACGUGGACCCCCACACCCAUUAGAGCUCUGGGAACAUCACGCCUUCAAGAGAAGACAGGUUGGGCCUCUGCUAAAACUGUGACUUAUGCAGGGCUACCUCAACAUAACAGACAACACAACAGACAUGACACUGAUGAAAGCAAAGAGAGAUCAUUUGGGUAUGGAGGAGAAAGGAAGCGAGAGCUGGUGAGGUCACAGACUUUACCAAGAAACAUUGGAGCUCAGGCUCGGCGUCCAGUCUUUGAGAAGUUGGACACAGACAUCACUAACAGUUGCCCCAAACUAGUGGAGUCCAAACCCAAACUGAAGCGCUCCCAAAGUUUUGGCGUUUCCAGUGCAAGCAGCAUCAAACAAAUCCUUCUUGAGUGGUGUCGCUCUAAGACCGUAGGCUACCAGAACAUAGACAUCCAGAACUUCUCAUCCAGUUGGAGCGACGGCAUGGCUUUCUGUGCUUUGGUCCACUCCUUCUUUCCCACCGAGUUCGACUACGAAUCGUUGUCACCGGCCAAUCGAAAGCACAACUUUGAACUGGCUUUUGGGACUGCAGAAGUGAAGGCUGGGUGCGACCGGCUAAUCGAAGUGGAUGACAUGAUGAUCAUGGGUCGUAAACCGGAUCCAAUGUGUGUAUUCACCUACGUUCAAUCCCUGUACAACCACCUGCGAAAGUUUGAAUGACACUCCAUAUUCACUGCAUAUUGGUGGCAUGACCUUUUCCAGCCCUCUUUUCCACUGCCACAUUGCCACUGAGCAUUAAGGCAUUUCCUCUCUGUCGAGGAAAGAAGUCAAAGAAUUCCAGACUGUCCUGCCCUCUUGUGGUAAAUUUGAGAACAUUCUUUCCCGUUUUGGAGGGCUAACAAAUAAUACAGGUUAGUUAGUGACAAUGCGAGUCAUUCAAUUCAAUGACAACACAUUCUUAAGUUUGUGAACUAUAUUUGGUUUGCAACAUAUUUGUUUCUUGUAAAACCUGUAUUAUUCCCACAUGUUGAGUAUGUUAACAUUUAACACUGCAGCGGAGGAGAUACAAUUCACAGCAUCGGUGAAGAACUGAAAUGUAGGCAAUCAUUUGUGAAUGCUUGAUUAUGAGAUGUAUUCAAACAAGAUAUAGAGAAUGCAAAAUGGAAUUUUUGUAAAAUGAGACUGAAUUAUGAGUUUUUUUCACACUGUAUGCUGAGAUAUUGAGUUGUAAUCCAUUUUUAAAAAACUGUCUUUGGAAUAGUAAGAAAUUCUUACAUUUCAUUUUCAGAUGUUACUUCUUAUCAAGUCCAACUUUCCCAAAAAUGAGCUGUGACAAAUUAGAUUUAAGAUUAGAUGUACUUGACUCCUCGCCGUAGAAAUUGUUACAGCCGCAUGAUAGCACACAGAAAAGGUAGUGAACAUGUUCACUCAAAUUGAAAAGAAAUUAAUUCAAUUUGAAACGCACGCAUGCAUGCACACACACACACACACACACAAGCUGAUUCCAUAAUAUAGGUACUUUAUGUCCUAUUUGACAUGAUUAAGCGUAAAUGUAUUCCGAGUGAUUUUGGUUAUUGUCAAGAAAAUGAUGAGAAAUGGCUUGAUAUCAGCUCUUAAAUUAAACUUUGUGAGCUAUUUUUGUUGUCAUCAUUAUAUUUGUCAAAACAGACGUACCUUUAGUUACACCAGGCAUUAAAAAUG